AUGAAGAAUCGCGAUAACCCCGAGCUCCCAAUACUUCUUGUAAAACUACGUCCGUGUACGUCGUCAUUUUCUGCCGUAUCUGAAAGUUCGGAAGCUUCUCCGAGGCCGCAAGGGGCGAAUCCACUGUGCAAGAACAUCUCGACUGCCAUAUCAGGGUUCAGAGACGCAAUUCUACAUGUCCAGCAAUGGCUUGGUGCUCCACUUUACUUUUUGAACGGCCGGUGGUACCACGCCUGGCAAGCAGUAGUAAAGCAGUCUACUGCCCUACUCAUACUCGGCUUCAACCAAGUGUGUGCACCUACAACAGUUCGCAUCGGCGGUGACGCUAGCGUUGCCGGGCAGAUACGUGGUGGAAAGAGACUCCAACUUGAUUUUCCCGAUCGCAUGGUCUUGAUUGCAAACCAUCAGAUCUACACUGAUUGGAUAUUCUUUUGGUGGAUUGCUUAUACAGCCGGAAAACAUGGCCAUUUCUUCGUCGUUCUCAAAGACGCUUUGCAAAGGAUUCCGCUUCUGGGAUGGGGAAUGAAGUUCUUCUCUUGGAUUUUCCUAUCUCGAAAUUGGGAGGCGGACAGAGUGAUAUUCGAAGGGGGUAUAGAACGCCUGGCGGACAUCAGAACACGCGAUUCAAUGUGGCUGCUUCUCUUUCCCGAGGGCACCAACAUGUCGAGGAACGCCCGUGCUGCCAGUCAGAGAUGGUCGAGCAAGAGCGGUACUGCCGACCUUAAGCAUGUUCUGUUGCCGAGAAGUCGUGGUCUACAGUGCUGCCUACAAGGAUUGUCCUCUACAGUGGACUGGGUGUACGACUGCACUAUUGCAUAUGAUGGCAUUCGAGUAAGAGAAUAUGGCCAAGAAGUACAUAGCAUGAAAAAAUUGUUCAUCGAAGGUCGCAAGUCACCUCGAGUUCAUAUGCACUGGCGUCGCUUUGUCAUGAAGGACAUUCCGUAUGACGAUCCGAAAGCUCUGGAGACAUGGAUCCUUGAACGAUGGAUUGAGAAGAACGAGCUCCUUGAGCACUUCCAACAAAAUGGUAUCUUUCCUACUCAUGAGGGAUACACCGUUUCCAAGGUUGAGAUUCAGAACUGGUUGGAAACCGUACAGGUUUUCGGAGGUGUUGCUGCCGUUGUGGCAGUUUGGUGGAUUGGCAAACAGUUAUAUGGUCAUGUUGAUAGCAUCGUACGUGUGCCACGGUGA
Messenger RNA from Zasmidium cellare ATCC 36951, 1191 nucleotides. RefSeq lists its product as uncharacterized. The record is from RefSeq and is a predicted model, not a curated record. Gene Ontology annotation, cellular component: endomembrane system. The transcript has 5 exons. Lineage: Eukaryota; Fungi; Ascomycota; Dothideomycetes; Mycosphaerellales; Mycosphaerellaceae. Gene Ontology annotation, molecular function: acyltransferase activity. The coding region runs from base 1 to 1191 and encodes 396 amino acids.